Molecule: messenger RNA, 622 nt
Organism: Dermacentor andersoni
Lineage: Eukaryota; Metazoa; Arthropoda; Arachnida; Ixodida; Ixodidae
Source: RefSeq, a predicted model, not a curated record
CGUGAGCCGGAGCACCGCUUUUGGAGAGGAGGCGACUAGACGAAAUCCCUACGUGGCGAAGUGAACUCUAAACCUGUGGAUAAUCAUGUGCCUGUAUAAAAUGACUGGACGGCAUGUCCACACAACUAUGCUCGGAUUCAUUCUUGGAGCAUGUGUCGUAAACCCAGGAUCAUCGUGCAACACACAGCUGCCACGCAUGGGACCUCGGUUGCUUCAUGCGAAAGCACUUUUUGGAAAAGUCUUUCGAGUAUGCAAGGAAGACCUUGUUGCAUAUGCCAAGACCAUUCCAUCCGACAAGUUGCGCAUAGUAAUGCAAAUGGGAUGCGCUCAGUAUAACAUAUGCAAAGCGUUGAUACGAACAGAAGCACAGCAGUCUUACGAGUGCAUGUUACAACCAGUGCAUAACGAGAGUUCGUUAUAUUACACUCGCCUGAACUUGACAAAGGAACACAUGCAUGCAGCGGACAAGGCCAUGGCUUGUGCUUGGAAGGUUGUUGGUAACUCCACUACCUACAUUCAAGCGCUCGACGAUGCUGCUGCGCUUGUACGCCACGCUGCUUUGAAUUUUGGGUGGACCUGAACGAAUAAAACGUCGCGUAGAAAGUGCGCUCCAUUUGCUGCA